This is a messenger RNA of Tachysurus fulvidraco (yellow catfish), 6884 nucleotides long. It is a transcript of the gene miga2, whose product is annotated as mitoguardin 2. The transcript is spliced from 16 exons. Gene Ontology annotation, biological process: mitochondrial fusion. Lineage: Eukaryota; Metazoa; Chordata; Actinopteri; Siluriformes; Bagridae. Bases 335 to 2083 code for a protein of 582 amino acids. The record is from RefSeq and is a predicted model, not a curated record.
GGCAACGCAACCGGCCCUCCGCGACUAUUUGUGGAUUUGGUUGUCAAUAAUCUUCUAAGUCCUGCCUCUAAGUGACGCAGGAUUGUGCGCUUGAAAUGCGGCCAUAGAGGAUGUCCUUCUCCAGCAGUCCUUUGGAAUGAGCAGCAUAAAUGAACAGCCAUGUACCUGGCAUGCAAGAAAGCUGAUCCUCAACCAGCCGCACCCCUAUGAUAUUAUGAAAAGGGCAGAUCUGACAUCUGCGAUAAUCAGAGGUUGGUUUUAAGGCAGGGUUGUUGGAGGACCCAAAAUCAGGGAGCCAACUCCGGAUGUUACGGCUCCUUUGAAAGGAGAUAAGAUGUCAUUCAGGCAAACAGAGGGCAUGUCUAUCAUGCAAGCCUUAGCCAUGACUGUGGCUGAGAUACCCGUUUUCCUGUAUUCCACCUUUGGGCAGUCCAUUUUCUCACAGCUUCGACUGACUCCGAGCCUGAAGAAGGUGCUGUUUGCAACGGCGUUGGGUUCUGUGGCCUUGGCGCUCACUGCGCACCACCUGAAGAGACGCAGCAGGAAGAGGAAGCAGAUAGCAGAAAAGGCAGGACCCAAGACAGUGGGCAUCCCAGAGCAGUUGCUACGCCCAGGAAGGCCCACAUCACUGAAGAGAGGUCCGUUUCCAGGCCGCCAGAUGUUGAGCCCAAGUACUCGCAGCAAUGAUACCAUGAGUGGAAUCUCUUCACUUGCUGCCAGCAAACACUCGAGCUCUUCACACACAUCCACACGACUGCCUGCAUCUCCCAACCAAUCAGGCACUGUACCCACACCAUGGGAGGCAGAGCCUGUGGCAGAGGAGCCAGGGGCAAUAGAAGAUGCAAAUGCAGAGAACUUGUACCUCAUCGGUAUGGAGCUGUUCGAGGAAGCACUGCAAAAGUGGGAGCAAGCACUGAACAUCAGACACCAGACUCAGUCCAACUCCUCUUCUGCUAACAGUCUCGUUCAACAGGGGGCAGCACUCACGCCAGAAGCUCGCAAUCGAAAAUUUGCAGAAAAACUGGAGUCCCUUCUGCACCGGGCUUAUCAUUUGCAGGAAGACUUUGGUAGCACCAUACCAGCAGAUAGCCUGCUAGCUGACCUUGAGAGUGAAGGCACGUUAAUUCUGCCCAUUGUCGAAAGCUCCCGUGGUGUCCGGGACGAUGAUGCCGCUACCAUCACCUCAGACGAUUCUUUUUUCUCUGCAGCCGAGCUGUUUGAUGCAUUCACUCCCGAUGAGGUGUAUCAGCCACUCAAACCCGCAGCUCUGUAUGAAGAAGCGCUGACUUUAGUGAGAGAAGGGAAAGUAGAAUGCAGAUCACUCAGAACUGAUUUACUGGAGUGUUACAGUGAUCAAGACUUCCUGGCUAAGCUCCACUGUGUCCGACAGGCUUUCCACGUGUUACUGGUGGAUGAAACUCACAAGAAUUUCUUCAUGGAAACAGGCAAACAGAUGAUCAUUGGACUCAUGGUCAAAGGCAACAAGAGUCCAAAGGCAUUUUUGGAGAGUUAUCAGGACAUGUUGCUGUACACUCAACGAGAGGAGACAUGGCCAACCACCAAGAUGGAGCUUGAGGGACGAGGGGUGGUGUGCAUGAACUUCUUCGACAUCGUGUUGGACUUCAUUCUUAUGGAUGCAUUCGAGGACCUGGAGAACCCACCGACCUCCGUGGUUGCCGUCUUGCGGAAUCGAUGGCUCUCGGACAGUUUUAAAGAGACGGCUUUAGCUACAGCAUGUUGGUCAGUGCUGAAAGCCAAAAGGAGGUUGCUGAUGGUUCCAGAUGGGUUCAUAUCUCAUUUCUAUGCCAUCUCGGAACACGUGAGUCCGGUUCUGGCGUUCGGCUUUCUGGGGCCCAGACAGCACCUGACUGAAGUGUGCACUAUUUUCAAGCAACAAAUUGUGCAGUACCUAAAAGACAUGUUUGACCACGACAAAGUACGCUUCACCUCAGCUCAGUCGCUGGCCGAAGACAUUUUGAGUUUAUCUCACCGGCGCACCGACAUCCUCAUGGGCUACCUGGGCAUCAACAGUCUGCCAGAAGCUAACGGAGCACUGCCUGCUAGCACGGAUGCACAGGACUGAUGAAACAACUGUGGAAAUUGUCUAUAAGAAAAUUGUCUAUAAGAACUUCUUUAAUUCCAGACCAAGAGGCACAUCUAGGUUCAUAAUCUUUAGCAGACUGAAACGUAAACUAUCAGUAAAUAUCUUCAGCAAGACGAGAAUAAUGGAACGCUUGAAUUCAAGAACAGGUGCAGUUUGCAGAAUUUGGAUUCUGGACUCUGAAACUCCUAAACUACAGAUCUUGAAGUAUCAGUUGCUGGUAACUCCUGCAUAUGUUAUACAGGAAAAUGGAUUUGAUGGAAGUCUCCUUGUUUUAUUUGCACCAAGCAGAUCUGAUUGAUUCGCAGCUUGCCACCUGGUACAACUGAAGAUCGCAGUUUCUGACGCCUGGCUGACAAAAUCUAAAAUAAAUCAAGUGAUGUUCAGAACCAAAAUGUAUAACUGAAAAUCUUCAAUCCUUUGCACGGUGUUUUGUAGAUGGGGGGCAAGUUGAUUUGAUUCCUGCCUCCACCCCAUGGUUCUGGUGUCUGCAUGUUCUUCCCCAUGCUGCGAGGGCGUCAUCAGGGUACUCCAGUUUCCCCAGUGUAAAGAAAUGUGUUGAUUGGCAUUUCUAAAUUAUCUGUGGUGUGUGUAUAUGAGUGUGCCCUGAGAUGGGUGCUCAGCAUGUCCCCCACCAUGUUCCCCACCUUCUUCACCUAUCUUGGGUUAAGCUCCAGGCUUCCCAUGAUUUUGUGUAGGAUAAGCUGUACAGGAAAUGGAUAGGUGGAUGUUAUGUACUGUCUCUGCCAGCUGGACUUACUCCAGUUGAAAUUGAAAUUAUUCCAUUUGAAACCCCAGAAGCUGAGAUAAUUGGAAAUUGCCACUUUGUCACCUUUAAUCGAUCAAGCACUAAACAAGGAAUAUUGUUUUCAAGAACUGAAUAAAACACUCAGAUGGCGAUCCAAGUUCCAUUUGUCCAUCAGAUCUCCAGCUAGCUCUAUUGUACGUUUUGGAGCUGAACUCGGACCUCCCUUGAGAGCAUUCAGAUCUACAGUUUGAAUAUAUGACAGAGAAUCGCUGCUUUCCGAGGCUAAUUUAAUCCCACAACCACUGAAGAAGCUGCGUGAAUGCCACCACCAUCAUACAAUCACACUUAGACACGUAGUCUUAAGUUGUUUCUUGCUGCUAGGUUUCUGUUUUACUCUGUCCCUUACAUACCCUUGUACAUAAUUUUGUCUUCUGUCAAAAUAAUGAAUGAUUAAUGAUAUAGAGUAUGUGUCGCUGGAGAUCUGAGAGAAAUGUGUGUUAUACGUACUCCCAGCAAUCAGAGGUGGUUUGUGUUCUAGCCAGAUCAAGCUCUCUGGCAGGUGGUUAUUGUCUGUUCAGUAUCAGCAGUCUAUUUUCUGUAAUUGUAACGUUCAAUCAGGUUAUAAUUAUCAUUCAGGACAGCUAAACGGGUAUUUAGGGCACUGAAGAAUGCGAGCGACGCUUAUAAAGGGUCACUGUGGGUUGGAUAAGACUGGGUUUUGUGUCAAGUCAAACUUUAUGGUUUAUUUAAGGUUUAAGGUGAAGCUUUCUACUGUGAAUGAACUGCAUUGAAUGACCCAAUAAUGAAUUCUAUAUCAUUAUGCUUUAGUUUACAUUGUGUAACAUUAAGUGUUUCCUGAUCCUGCUCUUGUAAUACCUAUUGUAUUGCUACAUUUUUUUUUCUGUGUUAUAAUGCUACUCUUUUUUUUUUUCUUUUAAAUAAAAUGCAGGAUUAGGAUACAUGCCCUAUGAUUUGUCAAUGCUAUUUUUAACUUGCCCUUAUCUCCUUUCUUUUUUUUAUGAUCUGUAUGCAUUAUGUUGCUCAAAUGGAGUGUGCACUAGGAGAUUGUCUUUACUGUGGAAGAUUCUCUGUCUUUUCCCAAGCUUUUGUCUUUUAUAAAGAGUUGUAAACUCAAGCAAAAUCAAAUACUGAAGCUGCAUGAGCUACAGAUUGAGGAGUCUGUUUGACUGUGUGAUGUGUAAGGUUGAAGUCUAUAGUUGAAAACUGAGCUACACGAUGGAAUUGCCAUUGGAUGGAUAGAAAUGAUGUUUCAGAGAAAACAAAGUCAAGACUUUGACAUAUGGCCGUUGUUUUCUCAUCAGUCGCUAGUGUAAUCACGAAUAUGUAACAGAAAAUAAGAGUCUCUUAAUCGGAGCUACUGACUCUUAGGUCAUAUCUCUUCCAAGAUGUACUAAAAAUAAAGAUAAAAAACUACUCAUUUUCUAUAGGCUUUCAGGACUAGCUAGUUAAACUCAGUACAAAAAAAAUCAUGCAAUCUAGUUUAUAAUCAUUACCAAUGAGAGACACAUUUCUAUGGGGAAAACAAUAGACGUGUAAUAGUAUUUUGUUUUUCUUAUUGUGUAUUUCUUUUCAUAAUGUUUUGUUUUUCCAUUUCCUCCUAUUUAACACCAACCAAGUCCAACCUACUGUAUGUCCUAGCCUUCAUUUGCUGAUUUUGCACUUUUUUCUUCAUUUGUAUCCAUCAUGAGCUAUAUCUAUUUUUGUAGAGGUUUAGAAGUUGAUGUUAGAAUGUUAAAGGCAGAAUAAUGCACAGAAAAAAAACUGACAAAAAUAACAGUGCCAAAAAUAAUCGGCCAGCAUUUUCAAGUAAAAUGAAGAGAUUUCUAGUUCAUAUGCACAGUUAGUACACCCCUAUUACAUGGUAAGCAUUUAAAGCCUGAUCAUUGAUACAAUUUGGAUCCUUUGUGCCUGUGUUCUGUAUGACUUUGUCGGUUUAUCUGUUUAUUCUGGCCCUGUGCUUUAUAUCCAUGUGGAAAUUCCUUCACAUGGAGAAAUGUUGACAUUUUCUUCUAUAGUUUGGAAAGAAUCCAUACUGACACAUUGAGAGCUGAAAUCUGGUUAAAAAAUUAAUUGAGUUGAGCUUAUGUCAGAUUUGCUAUGACACCUCAACUUGGCCUUCAAAAUCACCUCACUAGCAAGGUUUUAGACUUUAUUUUUAAUCGCUAUGUUCCAUAAGCUGACUCCUAAACUAUUUACAGGAUGCUGAGGUAUGGUUAAAUAAAUAAUGUUUUUCUAAUCUGUUCUCAGUUAAAGUGUAUAUCAGUUAUCCAGAGUUCACACUGGCAGGUGACGAGUCUCUGAGGUCACUUGUAGUCUAUUGUGAGCAUGUACAUUUUUUUGAGUGUGCACCGUUUCAGUGAGAUCAUGUGAUCAUGUAAUAGCCAAAAUAUUUAGAUUGAUAUCUACAUCCCACUAUAUGAUUUAUACACACGACACUGGUUUAAAAACUCACCAGAGACUCUGAUAGUUUAUUCCAAGUGUUAAUUUUUCUACAUAAUGUCUCUUGUGUAUUACAGGAUAAGAUAAAUCCAUGCGAUAUAUAUUCUGCCCAAACUAGUCAAAUGGUAAACGGGAACUAAACGUAGGUCAGAAAUUAGGUAACUGGCAAAACUGUUGAUCUCAUGCGCCUUUCGAUUGGUCUGUAAAAACCAUUUAAGCCUUUUUUGUUUUGUUUUUCCACAUAAUCUAAUGUGUGCAGAAUUGAGAAAAUUUUGAUUAUAAUGACAUCAUGGCUCUAUGUCUCAGGUUUACAUACAAAAUGAAUCAUCUGUCGUGUUGUUGCUUGUUGGUGUGAACAUAAGGUCUAGCUUGGAACAGAAUUAAUACUGUACAAGUCAAUAUCAUGCUUUUCAGUACAUCGCACUGCUUGUUUCUUGCUUUCAUCUGUAAAGAGGACACUACAUUAGCAGUACAGGCUAAAGAAUUUUUUCCUUAGAGCUAACUGUUUAAAAGCACUGCUCUUUAAGAGAGGAUUGUAAAUUGUAGCAUACAGUGUGAUGCCUGAAUGAUUGAACCUUAAUUCUUCAAUUCUUUUCUCAUACAUGCUGAUUGUAUCUUUGAAUCAGCUGUUAAAUAUACUGAUGUUUGAACUGUUUUUCUUAACUAUUGUUUCAUAUUCUUUAUAUCUCUAUUAUUUUUUUAGAUCUAUAUUUUUUUAGAUGAUGAUGAUGAUGUGGCACUUUACACAGAGCACAUGGGAACAAUUUUGAGUAACAACAAAAACUAAUGUCAUGUCUUGUGCAGUCUCAGCACAAGCUUUGAGAUAGAUGUUAACUGGCUGUAUUCAAAUCCAUCCACAUAAAUAUGACAAUUCUGCAAGAUAUUGACGUUUUACUGUGUGUACAAUACAAAGUGAUUCAAUUUAUACACAGAUUAUGAAUUAUGUAGAAACUUAUGAGGAAUGGUUUUGUUAGAGAUAUACUUCAGGAUAUUCAUGAUCAUUCAUUAACAAACCAUACAUGUGUAACGAUUAUAGGAAAGCAAGUUUCAGUCACAUACAGUAUGGCAAAAAUUAUAAUACCAUAUUCUCUAAUGUGCAGCUCAUCACAUGCUUGUGUGUUAAUUGGGUGUUGAUUAUUUCACUGUUAACUGUCUUGUUUAAAAUGGAAAAAAAAAAUUCAAUCACAGGUUGUGUCUCAGAUUUUACACAAGCAAAAGUCUAAGUGGUGCUUUUUGAGCAUAUGUCUGUUUCAUCAAAUAAUUUUGAAUUUUUUAAUUCAUUUAGAUGGUUGUGAUCAUUUUGGUUAGCCUAAAUGGAUCUGCUGAGUUUUACCUUCUCAAAGUGCACUGAAAUCUUCUAGAAAAGCAGUUAAAGAUUAAAAAAACAAAUAUUUUAUUCUGAUAUAAUGUGCAGGAGCCGGAAAAACAUUCUUCCUUCUUAUUUCCAUUUGCCUUUGGUGUAAGGCCUGGUUGUAAAUUCCAGCACAAAACUGCAGCAGUCGUUUCAGACAUUUGUAUUUUGUGUUUCUUGUGUCUGUACUUUUAAUGGACAUUAAAAACUUAAUUUUCACCGUU